GUUAUCGUUGCAAGCGUUUUUGCUUGCUUUGCUGCGCUGCCCAUCUCAAGUUAAUCUUUUCAAGGUUUGGUUUCGGUCGAACUAAUCCUACAACAAACACCUUUUGACUCUUUCUAAUUUUCAAGCACUUGAAGAAGGAUAAAAACAAAAGAAACCACUAGCUUAAGAACCAGUUAUUUCAAAUGGUUAAACGCAAGCGGACGGACGGUGCUGUCAACGGAGGAGCUACGGCAUUGGGAUCGGCCAAGGCGAAGAAGGCCAAAGCAUCGACACCACAAUCAGCAGUAGCAACAACAAAAGCAACAAAAACAACAAAAACAACAAAAACAACAGCAGUAGCAAAGGCGAAAGGCUCUCCUCCAUUGACUAUACAGGUUGUCACUGGGUCUUACGAUAGGAUUCUUCACGGAUUCACCGCCACGAUAUCGUCGGACGACGAGGUAGAUUUCGCAGACACCUUCCUCUUCAAUGCGCAUAGCUCUUCGAUACGAUGCCUAGCAUUGUCGCCCCCCUCAGCUCCAGCGCCAGGCAGGCUACAGAGGGUCAUGCUGGCCUCGGGCAGCAGCGACGAGCGGAUCAAUGUCUACAACAUCUCGGCGCACCCGCCCAGCCGCAAACACCAAGACGCCCUAUCCUCUGUCGCACCCCGCAAGAUCCUCGAGAAUUCUAAGAAUCGGGAGCUGGGCACCCUCCUGCACCACUCCUCUACGAUUACGAGACUAGCUUUUCCUACAAAGUCAAAACUCAUCUCCGCCUCCGAAGAUUCUACUAUUGCCGUCACCAGGACGAGGGAUUGGUCUCUACUGUCGACUAUUAAAGCCCCCAUACCGAAGCCCCUCGGUCGGCCGAGCGGCGAUACGGCGGCAUUAGGUGCGACCCCGGCUGGUGUCAACGACUUCGCUGUUCACCCGAGCAUGAAGGUCAUGAUUAGCGUGAGCAGAGGGGAGAGGUCGAUGCGACUUUGGAAUCUGAUGACGGCCAAAAAGGCUGGGGUGCUCAAUUUCAGCAGAGAAAUGCUCCAGGAAGCUGGAGAAGGGAAGCAUUCGUCAGGAGAGGGGAGGAGAGUGGUCUGGGGCAGUACCGAGGACGGCGACGAGUAUUGCGUUGGGUUCGACCGAGACGCUCUGGUCUUUGGCAUGGACAGCACGCCCAAGUGCAGAGUCAUGCCGGAGCCGAGGAGAAAGAUACACGAAAUCUGCUACAUUGCGAUAGACUCGGAAACCGACUCAUCCCUCCUAGCAGUCUCGACAGAGGAUGGGAAGAUCAUGUUUUUCUCUACCAAGAGUGAAGACCUUACUCCCAGUGAGUCGUCUACGGAAGGCAAGGGGAAGGCUCCAUUACCAGCCGCAAAGUUGGUGGCGCAGAUUGGCGGGAAGGAAGCCGGAGUCAUAGGACGAAUUAAGGAUUUCGCUACAGUCAAGGUCGCGGACAACUUGAUAAUUGCUGCCGGCAGUAGCGACGGCAAAGCCCGUAUUUUCAAGCUCGCCAUCGCUGAUCUCCAGGUGUCCAGCAAAGCAGAUGCGGCUAAGAAGACGGUGGGCAAGCUGCUCGGCACUUACGAGACGCAAAAUAGGAUAACGUGUGUGGAGGCAUUCGAGAUGAUACCCCGACCAGAUGACGCAGAGGACAGCGAGGAGGAGAAGGAGGAUACUGAGGCUGAGGCAGAGGAGGAUGAGGAUUAAUUGUGAAGUAGUGUAUAGUGAGUGGCGUGCAUAUCAAAUAGGUACCAACACACUUACGUACCUACCUGCCUAUCUACCUACCUACCUGCCUGCCUAGGUAUGUAGUUAGUUACCUACAUAGCGUGUAUAUCCCGGUUUCCAAAGGAGUCGAAGAAAAAGACCCCGAAUAAGUACCUACCUACCUAACCUAGUAAUGAAACGCUGCAAGCAAACCGCCAAUAGUUUAACGAAUCAAGACGCG
Messenger RNA from Hypoxylon fragiforme, 1923 nucleotides. RefSeq names its product WD40 repeat-like protein. Gene Ontology annotation, molecular function: protein binding. The transcript has a single exon. Lineage: Eukaryota; Fungi; Ascomycota; Sordariomycetes; Xylariales; Hypoxylaceae. Bases 183 to 1682 code for a protein of 499 amino acids. The record is from RefSeq and is a predicted model, not a curated record.